Molecule: messenger RNA, 2111 nt
Organism: Python bivittatus (Burmese python)
Lineage: Eukaryota; Metazoa; Chordata; Lepidosauria; Squamata; Pythonidae
Gene: UBL4A
Product: ubiquitin like 4A
Biological process (GO): tail-anchored membrane protein insertion into ER membrane; post-translational protein targeting to endoplasmic reticulum membrane
Cellular component (GO): BAT3 complex
Molecular function (GO): protein-folding chaperone binding
Source: RefSeq, a predicted model, not a curated record
UUAGCCUCUCCUCUCCUUCCCGUCUCUCUAUGGUAUCUUAACUUGUGGCUCUCGUAGAGAUGGGAGGCCGGGGGGGCUUUUUCCGCCUAAAGAAUGCGUCGUUUUGACCCCCCUACUGGAUCGCUCUGUUUUUGGUUGUUCCUCUAGUUGUCUAUGGUUCUCUUAAAGGGGCCGCUUGGCUUCCAGAGCUGCGGGGUCCCGAGAUGCUACUUACGGUGAAGGCGCUCCAGGGCCGGGAAUGCAGCCUCCAGGUCUCCCCUGAUGAGCGCAUCUCCUCUCUCAAGCGUCUGGUCUCAGAGAAGCUGAAUGUCCCAGUCUCCCAGCAGCGCCUACUCUUCAAAGGCAAAGCUCUGGCAGAUGAACACCGUUUGUCUGAUUACUCUAUUGGACCUGAGUCAAAGCUCAACCUUGUGAUCAAGCCUUUGGAGAAAGCAUCACCUGAGGAUCCUAGCUGCAGAGCUGGUCUCCCACAGAGUCCGGCCAUCUGGCACAUGCUGGCCCAAGUCCUGAGCAGGCAUUACAGUGUGGCUGAUGCUGAGAAAGUGCUGGAGCAGGUGCAGAAGGAUUAUGAGCGGAGCCUUCGAUUGCUGAGCCUGGAUGACAUAGAGCGUUUAGCCACGCGGUUGCUUCAUCCUGAAGUAGCCGAGGCUGUGGAAAUGGGGUUUUUGGAUUAGCUGCUGAACUGGAGGAUUGAGUCUAUGCACCACUUUGGACAGAAAACCCCUGGGCAGGGCCCAGUUUGGGGCCUAAUGGUAGUGAUGUCUCUGGACUGCUGUUAAAGGGUCAUGAAGCAUCUGUAACUUCUCCCCAUCAAUUAAAGGUGGUGAUAGGUGAGAUUAAUCUGCUCUAUCUAGUAUGUUCAACAGAAGUGGGAGAAUGGCGUUGUUUAGAGAAACUGCUUGCCCUUUCUUGAGAGAUACAGUUACCUUUGCAGUUGAGGAUGGCUUUGUUUAUAUUUGGAUUUCUUGUUUAACCCCAAAGCCUGGUUGCAUCUAAUAGACUCCUGUUUACUGUUUUACCCAAAGGCCUUUCCAAGAAUAAAGUUCACUAAAGCUUACAGGCAGGAAGUCAAAUCUGAAUAAUAUAAAUUUGAAGUCUCUUUUCAAAACUUUAGCAUUGAUGCUCUCCAGAAUGAAUAUGUAAGCUUUGGCAAUAUAAGAGCUUAUUCUGAGUUCCUUGUGUAAUCAGCAUUGUUAGGCAAGAAAAGCUUUUGUCAAAUGUUUUAGGUUGUUAAACUUUUCAAGAUACAAGACAACUGAAUGUUAAUCAAAUGACUAAGCAGUGUUUACCAGCAGAGUUCUGAAUAUAUUCUGCACAUCUGAUAUUUCCUAGAUAAGCCCAAUUGAGUCCUUGUAGUGCUGUAUUCAGGGGCAACCUAGACCACACUCCUAAAUUUGCUGGCUCAUUGCCAAAAGCACCCUUCCCCAAUUUAGGUGCAUUCCAGAUGGGUGAGGAGGGCUUCAACUUCCAGAAUUCCCCAUCAACAAGUCCAGACAUCUGGAGGGCACCCAAGUUGGGGAAGGCUGGGCUCAGGCAUUGUUAGAAUGAGGCAGCAGGUGCCCCCGGAAGAGCAGAUCCACUGGGUUGGCUAAAAAUAAGCCCCCUCUAGCUUAGCCCCACUUCACCCGGCAGCAUUUUUGAUUGCAGAUCCUGAAAAUGGGGUAGAGUUACAGGUUGAUCAUGAGCCACACAGGGAAGGGUUGUGUCUAUGCCAGUCUGACCCCUUAUUUCAUGGGUGUGUUCCUAUUCCUGAUGCAGAGCUACACCAAGGCAGGAUUUGGCUAAGUCGCUCUUGACUCCAGUGAAAGAAGAAAAACAAAAGAUCUCCUGCCUAAUUUCUUUGUGUUGUUUUCUUAUUCUUUCGGAGAUGGUUUAGAUGAAGCAGAUAAAAGUAUGGCAUCCAACCUUCCAUGAAAAUGUGAAUAUGAUUGCUCUGUAAAUCAUUGGUAAAUCAUGGUAUUCAACCUCAAUUUUAGAAUUAUGGCUGUCUUAGUAAUUAACGUUUGUUUAAUUUUGAAUGCAGCAAGAGCAAAAAGAGCUGUGCUUAUCCGUUACAAAAUGCUUUCUGUCGUUCCAAGAAAGUACAGAGGUGUUUUUUUUUUUUUUUUUAA